AUGGAGGUUGCAGCAGGGGCAAUGAGCCCACUCCUCCGAAAGCUUAGUGACCUGCUCGUGGCUGAGUACACCCUGGGCGAGCAGGUGAAGAAGGGCGUCCAGUCCUUCCUGAGGGAGCUGGAGAUGAUGUACGUCGUCGUCCACAAGGUGGGCGACAUGCCACCGGAGCAGCUCGAUGAGCAGGUCCGGAUCUGGGCGGGCAAGGUCCGAGAGCUCUCCUACAACAUGGAGGAUGCUGUGGACGGUUACAUGUUCCGCGUGUACCAUGGCAGCCAUGGUGACCUCGGCCCUAACAACAUGAAGAACAGAGUCAAAAAGUUCUUCAAGCGAACCAAAAAGUUGUUCAGCAAAGGCAAGGCUCUCCAUCAAAUCUCCAAUGCAAUCCAAGAUGCUCAGGACCUUGCCAAGGAGCUGGGUGAGCUCCAUCAAAGGUACAUGCUUGAGGCACGUGCUGAUGGUAUGGGAAAUGCCAUUGACCCUCGCCUGAAGGCUGUGUAUAGAGACAUCACAGAGCUUGUCGGCAUCGAGAACACACGGGAUGAGCUGAUCAAGAAGCUAUUUGAUGAGUAUGAUAUGUCUAAUCAGCGACUCAAGACAUUGUCUAUUCUUGGAAUUGGUGGAUUGGGAAAGACAACCCUCGCAAGAGCGGUGUACGACAAGAUUAGAGUGCACUUCAGUUGUGGAGUAUUUGUUUCAGUGUCACGGAAUCCUGACAUAACAAAGAUUUUCAAGAAGAUGUUGUAUGGACUGGACAAAAUUAAGUUUGCAAACAUCAACGAAGCUUUCAGAGACAACGAACAACUCAUCGAUGAACUGAGAGAGUUUCUUCAGGAUAAGAGGUACUUGAUCAUUAUUGAUGACAUAUGGGGUGAAGAAGCAUGGGAAAUUAUCAAGUGUGUUUUCUCUAAGAAUAAUCUCGGUAGUCGAGUAAUAACAACAACACGUAUAACCCGUGUCUCUGAAGCAUGUUGCCCAUCAAGUGAUGAUAUUAUUCAUAAGACGAAAUCCCUUAAUAGUGUUGACUCCAGAAAGCUCUUCGACAAAAGAAUAUUCCCUCAAGGAAGUGAAUGUCCCAAUGAAUUGGAGCAAGUAUCUAGAGAAAUUCUGAAAAAAUGUGGUGGGGUACCACUAGCCAUCAUUACGAUGGCUAGUCUUUUAGCCAGUAAUGAUCAACAUACAAAGCCAAAGUAUCAAUGGGACAACAUACUCAGUUCAAUUGGUCAUGGACUUGCAGAAGGUGGUAGUGCAAAGGAUAUGAAGAGAGUAUUAUCCUUUAGUUAUUAUGAUCUACCUUCCCAUUUGAAGACAUGCUUACUAUAUCUCAGUAUAUUCCCAGAAGAUUGUGAGAUAAACAGAGACCGGUUGAUAUGGAGGUGGAUAGCCGAAAGCUUUAUUCAAGGUGGAGAGCAAGAAGUUAGACUAUUUGAGCUCGGGGAGAGGUACUUUAGUGAGUUGAUAAACAGAAACUUGAUUCAGCUAGUAGAUGUUGAUUUUGAAGAAGAUUGUGAUCUUUCAAGCCACCAAACUGAUCUUAGGUAUGUUGAGAAUUUAUCACACUUGAGGUACCUAGGGCUAAGACGUACAUGUAUUGGAGUUCUCCCCAUGGAAAUAGGAAAGUUACAAUUUUUGCAAACAUUGGACUUAAGAACGUGUGGAUCUAUGGAUGUGCCAUCAAGUAUUAUACGGCUAGGACAUUUGUUGUGCCUAUAUGUUGAUGGGGGUAUCAGAUUGCCAGUGGGGCUAGGGAACUUGGUGUCCUUAGAAGAGCUAAAUAGAGUGCAGGUGGGUGGUACUCAUGCGAUUGAGAAAGAACUACCGAAGCUGGUGGAGCUGAGGGUGCUUGUCCUCUGGUGGAAGGGAGACAACGAGAGUGUAUAUAUAUAUGUAAGUCUUUGUUGGUGUCCCUGGACAAUCUACGGAAAUUGCUUAGCCUAAGUAUUUAUAAUAAUCGUGAUACAAGGUUCGAUGUCAGCUGGAAUGGCUGGGUGCCCCCUCCACAACUCAACACCUUUGAGUUUUAUCGUUGUACCUCGACAUUGCCUAGAUGGAUUAAUGCAUCAUCUUUUCCCGCCCUCGGCUACUUGAGUAUAGAUGUGGAUAGAGUGAGGCCAGAUGUGGACAUACAAAUCCUUGGGAAACUGCCCACUCUUUGGUAUCUCAGGCUAGGAACCACCAGAGCCCAAUACACUCAUGUCGAAAGGUUUAUGAUUAGCGAUGAUGCAUUCCCUUGCCUGAG
Messenger RNA from Triticum aestivum (bread wheat), 2236 nucleotides. Its product is annotated as disease resistance protein RGA5-like. The record is from RefSeq and is a predicted model, not a curated record. Bases 1 to 1935 code for a protein of 644 amino acids. Gene Ontology annotation, molecular function: ADP binding. Lineage: Eukaryota; Viridiplantae; Streptophyta; Magnoliopsida; Poales; Poaceae. The transcript has 3 exons. Gene Ontology annotation, biological process: defense response to other organism.